AUGGCAGACGGUACCAGACUCAAGAAUCUAGAUGAACAGCUCCGGAAACUUGAGACUAGGGUUCAGAUUCAAGUAGACUCCCUGCAAACGGAGUUACAGGACGCUCGAACGCACGUAGAUACCAAAAUGGACGAGCUCGACAAGAAGAUUGACGCGUUAAUGGCAGGAAUGGAGACGAAGUUGACUUCAUUUCUGCAGGCUCUCAACAGAGACAGAGCAACAGCAACUGGUGAUUCGCCUCCCCCAGAGAAGACUCCUCUACUGACCAAUCCACAUGCCAGAUGCAGAGAGUGGGGAGAUCAGUCAGCAGCAGGCAAGGAGCAUAAGGUUACGAUCCCAAGCUUACCUAAAGUAGAACUUCCUUUUUUUGAAGGGGACAGACCUCAGGAAUGGAUCAGAAAAUGUGAGAAGUAUUUUCUGGUUCAUCAACUUCCUGAGGAUCAGAAAUUGGAAGUAGUGGAGAUGUAUUUGGUAGGGAAAGCCGAAAUAUGGUUUCAAGGAAUUAAAAGGAGCAAGGGACGAACCUCUUGGGAAGGAUUCUGUCAACUAGUCAAUAGGAGAUUUGGAGACAGAGAGAGGAGAGACGAAGUGGAGGAAUUCAACAAGCUUCACCAAACCACUAGUGUCAAGGACUACCAAGAGAAAUUUGAGGAAUUGAGUUCCUUGAUGUUAAUCAGAGAUCCUCACCUAUCUGAAUCCUAUUUUGUUUCCAGCUUCAUCAGCGGUAUUAAGGAAGAGAUCAAGCCUAUGGUUAAAAUGUUGAAACCUGCUACCUUACUUGAGGCCUUCGAGAUUGCAGAAUGGCAGGAACAGUUAUUGGCAUUCAAUGGGAGGAAUACCAGAAACUUUAGGACUUGGGAGCCUGGGGAAAGCUCCAAGUCCCUCAGUGCUACUGUUGUAACCAAACCAAGGGAAAAAAUUUCAGAACAAAUUGGCCAAAGGAAGUGGACUCCAGAGAAUACAAACCAGGAACAUAGGAAGAUCUCUCCUCAGGAGAUCUUACGCAGGAAAAACAAUCACCUGUGCUUCAAGUGUGGGGAGAGGUUCAGCCCAGGUCACCAGUGCAAAUACAGACACUUAAAUCUCAUUCUAGAAGAGGAUGAGGAAACUGAAUUUCUGGAUGCCAUUGGGGAGCAGGAUGAGCAGACUGGCCAUCCAGGGCAAUCCGUGGAUAUAUCUCUACAUGCAUUAACAGCCUCUAUCAAGAGAAAAACCCUUAAAUUACAAGGGGUGUUGAAGGGACAAACGGUAUCUAUUCUGGUGGAUACUGGUAGCACUAACAGUUUUCUGAAUGCAGCUUUACUGGAGACCAUGGAGCUAAGGACAGCUAGUAUGACACCCUUAAAGGCAACCAUCGCUGAUGGAACCACUAUUUCCAGUGAAUUGUUCUGUCCACAUGUAACAUGGAGCAUCCAGGGGUACAACUUUAAUUUUCCUUUGAUAGUCAUGGGACUGGGAACGUGGGAUCUCAUACUUGGAGUGGAUUGGAUGGUGCAGUACAGCCCUAUCACUUUUGAUUUCCAACAGCUGAUGAUCAAGCUAUCAGAAGAAGGGGGCGAGAUGGUAUUGGAAGGGGUAGCUGAGCAACCUUCAAUGAAGCUUAUCAGAGGUAAAGCAGUAAGAAAAUUCAUGCAACAGAAGCACAGAACCAGGCCAACCGUCUGCUCUGUGUCUGACGGAGGUAACUUGAAUGGCGUAAGUCCACUUCCCAGUGAGAUUUCUGAAUUAUUGCAUGAGUUCUCAGAUGUGUUUGCUGAGCCUACACAGUUACCACCAGAACGAGCACAUGACCACACCAUCCCACUGAAACCAGAUGCCCAGCCUUUUAAACUCAGACCCUAUAGGUACCCACAUUCCCAGAAAACAGAGAUCGAAAACCAAGUCUCAAACAUGCUUCAAACUGGCAUCAUUAAGCCUAGUACAGUCAUUCUCUCCCCCUGUUACUGUCCAAAAAGAAGGCACCGGCGUUCGUGUAGACUAUGGUACCUAAAGACCUUACCAUAA
Molecule: messenger RNA, 2004 nt
Organism: Coffea eugenioides
Lineage: Eukaryota; Viridiplantae; Streptophyta; Magnoliopsida; Gentianales; Rubiaceae
Exons: 1
Coding region: 1-2004 (667 amino acids)
Biological process (GO): proteolysis
Molecular function (GO): aspartic-type endopeptidase activity
Source: RefSeq, a predicted model, not a curated record